Molecule: messenger RNA, 1608 nt
Organism: Mycosarcoma maydis (corn smut)
Lineage: Eukaryota; Fungi; Basidiomycota; Ustilaginomycetes; Ustilaginales
Product: putative non-snRNP spliceosome component required for DNA repair
Exons: 2
Coding region: 1-1608 (535 amino acids)
Biological process (GO): protein ubiquitination; DNA repair; mRNA splicing, via spliceosome
Cellular component (GO): U2-type catalytic step 1 spliceosome; cytoplasm; Prp19 complex
Molecular function (GO): protein binding; ubiquitin protein ligase activity
Source: RefSeq, a predicted model, not a curated record
AUGUUCUGCGCCAUCUCUGGUGAGCCUCCCAAGGUGCCGGUCGUGUCCAGAAAGAGCGGCCUCAUAUACGAGCAGCGCCUCAUCCACAAAUACAUCAACGAGAAUGGAAAAGACCCGGUAACGGGUGAUACCCUCGAGUUGGACGAUCUGAUCGAGAUCAAGUCAAGUCCUAAGACAGCAGUGCCUCGUCCACCACAACACAGCUCGAUUCCGUCCCUGCUCACGUCCUUGCAGAACGAGUACGAUGCCAUCAUUCUCGAAACAUUCACGCUCAAGAAGCACUACGACAACUUGCGGCAGGAAUUGGCGCAUGCUCUCUACGCCAAUGAUGCCAGCGCGCGAGUAAUUGCGCGAUUGCUCAACGAGAGAGAUCAGGCGCGUGAAGCUUUAGCGAGCAUCCAGGGCACCAUCGGUGCAGGACCUUCUUCGUCACGUACCGCGCAAGACGUGGAAAUGUCCGACUCGGCGCCGGCCGAAAAUGGAUCCGCCGGUGCUGCUGAAACAGGUGGCCUGCCGAAGGAGAUCGUCGACGUCAUUGACUCGACCGCUCAAAGGCUAUCUUCGCAGCGAAAGGCCAAGUCCAAACGUAAAGCACCGGAAGGAUAUGCCUCGCAGAGUACCGUGGCAGACUUUGUAGAGGUGCAGAAGCUGCCUUCGAUGCAUCAUGCUAGGCCAGCUGGCGUCUCAUGUAUCGCAACUUCCGCGGAUGGCAAUGUGUUGGUCACCGGCGGCAACGACAAGAAUGUUCAAAUAUACGAUCGCAAAGAAGACCAAGUGUUGGCAACGCUCAAGGGCCACACCAAGCGAAUCACUCAGGUUGCUGUCAGCGGCGUCUCUGACGCGCGCAUCGGAUCCGAAGCUGCCAAUGACACGGCCGCGCUACCGACUUACAUUGUUUCUGCCAGCGAGGAUGGUACAGUCAAAGUGUGGCAGCCGACGGGCGCGACGGGUGCCAAGUCACAAGCGUAUGCGCUUUCAAGCACCGCCGAUGCACACAAGAGCGAAGUGAUUGGAGUCGACAUCCACCCUUCAGAAGCACUAUACGGAUCUGCUGGUCGCGACGGCACAAUCUCGCUACGCUCUCUUCCAGAUGGUACCGAACUGCUCCAUGUGGAUCCCGACCUGGGUGACACUUACGAAUCAUUUGCCUUCCACCCGGACGGCCAGCUUGCUGCCACUGGUACAUCCACAGGCGCGAUCCGCAUCUGGGAGGUCAAAACAGGCGCCAACGCCUCGACCAUCCAAACCGAGCUAUCUGGGCGAGUCUCUUCGCUUCAUUUCAGCGAGAAUGGCUACUACCUCGCUGCAGCCAGCGAUCAGGGCAAGCAAGUUGAAGUGUGGGACUUGCGAAAACUCACCGCUGUCGGAAAGCUGACGGUCGAGGAGGAAGGAAAGACGGGCGUGUCGGCGGUCAAGUUUGACCCGUCGCUUCAGUUCUUGGCUGUAGCAACGGAUGGGGUCAAUAUAUACGCAAACAAGUCCUGGAACCAUCUGGUCAAGUUGGAAGGCACGGAAAAGUUGACAGGGCUUGCUUGGGAUGCGAGAGACGGAAGUGUGGUCGUCUCGAGUCUGGACCGUACCGUUCGCGCGUUUGGUCUCGCCGCCUGA